Messenger RNA from Cutaneotrichosporon oleaginosum, 861 nucleotides. RefSeq lists its product as uncharacterized. The record is from RefSeq and is a predicted model, not a curated record. Lineage: Eukaryota; Fungi; Basidiomycota; Tremellomycetes; Trichosporonales; Trichosporonaceae.
AUGACCAUCGUGCACUUUGUGCUCUGGUUGAUUGGCUCGGCCGUGUGUUUUGCCCAGCUCCCGACUGUCAACGAGGAGAACUGUUACGACAGUGCCCCGCUCCUGUGGUGGCCGCUCAUGCUUACGACGAUUAUCUUUGGGUGGCUGCACGCCGUAUACUACGCGCUCGUCGUCGUCGGCGCAAGCAUCAUCCUCGUCGUCUCCGGAAUCUACCUGAUACUGGCCCACUUUAUGGGCUGGCCCGUGCGACCCAUCUUGGGGAUGCACCGCCCGCGCACGCCGCAGCCGGAGACGCUCACUGAGGACGAUCUCAAGGCAUGCCCCAUCGUCGCAUACAUUCCCGAUCCCAACGAGCCGUUGCCCGAGCCGUCAAUCUACGCGCCCUCAAAAGCCGGGAGUAUCAACGAGGGCACUUCAUCGCAGGGCGUCGCUUCUGCGAUGCUGAAGAAGGCGAUGGGCAUCGACGCUGAGAAGAGCGCCCCACCCUCGCCGGAGGAACCAAAGGGCCAGCCCGUGGCGCCCGGAGAGGCCGACCCCGCGCGUCUCGGUCUGCCUGGAGUCGUGCUCAGCGCCCACCAAGUGACUUGCGCCAUCUGCCAAAGCUCAUUUCUCCCUCCGCGAGAGGUCUUUGGCAAGGAAAUGUAUCUGGUGGAGCGGCUCCGCCAGCUGCCGUGCAAGCACGUGUUUCACGUCGAGUGCGUCGACAACUGGCUCGUCAACCACUCAGGCAUAUGCCCGUACUGCUCGCAGAACGUCAAGGACAUGAUUGAGACGAAAAAGGCCGAGGCCGAGGACGCAUCACCGUCAGGAGGUGCCGCUGGUGGGGCCGCACCUCAUCGUCGGGGGGAGGGGGAGGUGUAG